Molecule: messenger RNA, 5100 nt
Organism: Neodiprion virginianus
Lineage: Eukaryota; Metazoa; Arthropoda; Insecta; Hymenoptera; Diprionidae
Product: nose resistant to fluoxetine protein 6-like
Exons: 12
Coding region: 141-2405 (754 amino acids)
Source: RefSeq, a predicted model, not a curated record
CUUUUGUCGAGAACGCGUGUAAAUUCACUCCAAGUUCGUAGCCCGUGAGCGGAUUUCAACUUUUCAACUUUACUGCACUGAAGUCCUUUUUUGCCCUUGUUUUCAAAGUUUUUACUUUAGCGAUAAAUUUCAUCUGCGCUAUGAUUGGGACAGUUUUUAUGCUCUGCGUAUCGUUCGGUUUAACGAACUGUCAAGUUUUCGCCGAUAAUAAUAAGUUUUGCUACGCCAGUUACUCGGAGAGUCAAUUACGUUCAUCAAACACUCUCGGAACACAUCGGACAUCGCGGACCGAGAACCCCAUUUAUUCCCGAAGAGCAGUACCGGUCUCACGAGGUUCUUCAUGGUGGACCGACUUCCCCGUUCUGCCGUUGGUAUUCGCUAAUUCAAACACGAUUCCGAAGGGUCCUUGCAGGGAGCAGGUGCAACGGUACCUCAAGGGUCUUGCCAAUUCCACGCUGUGGGCCGUCCAGAUGUUCGACGCCUCAACGAAGUAUCCAAACGGCGUGCUCCACGGUCAAACCAAACAUUUGGGAAGCUUUGACCAAUGCUACAACUUGCGCGCUGUACUUCCACCGGAUGAAUUCUCUGACAUGGAAGAGCCUGACGAAGUCGAGGGUCGCUACUGUUUAGUUCGCUUGCGUUACCAGCGGAAAGAUGUGGUACCGAAACGCCCGCAAUCCUUCAACCUUGACUUCGAUCCAAACCUAUCCGUCUGGAACGCGAUUGAGUACAGGGGAGACUUUCGCCGUGUCAAACGACACUCUGUGUACCUGUCGCUUUGCGUUCCGGCUAGCUGCAGUUCUCAAGAUGUUACGACGGCGUUGACGGAGCCCUUGAAGGAGUUGGCGAACGCCCGACAGAUAGACCUGGACGUUACAGUAAAGCCUUCGCUUUGCCAGGCACGUAGUGACGUCCCUGAGGAUUUUACCGUAGGGUUAAAGGUUUUUCUUUUCAUCGUUGUGGCAUUGUUUGUCCUUGUGGUAGCGAGUUCAUGGUACGACAGCAGCGUCUAUUCUCCGGAGAAAGCGGUCAAGGGCAACGAACCCAGAGACCUUUUCCUAUGCUUCUCCGCACGGCGUAACUUGCGCUCGAUUUUUGACACUGGAAAUAUUCACCCUGGUCUCGAUUGCAUUCAUUUGAUCCGUUUUUUCUUAACGGCAUUCGCAAUAUUGGCUCACAGAUUGAUGCAGUACUAUGGCUACCCGCUCGUGGAAUCAACGUACCUCGAAAAGGCCUACACCGUACCCUUUUCCAUGAUAGUAUUCCACGGACCGAUCAUCGUUGACGGAUUCUUUGGUAUCGGAGGUCUUCUUUUGGCCUACGGUGUGCUCCAUGAACUUGAUCGGCGUAAGCGGUUGGAUUUUACCGCGCUUAUACUGAGCAGAUUUCUACGGUUGACACCACUCUACAUGCUGGUCGUCUUAUUCAAUGCUACCCUGAUGCCGAUGAUGGGAUCCGGUCCAUACUGGGAAUCCAGGGUGGGUUUUGAAAGAGAUAAUUGCGUGAAAAACUGGUGGACUAAUCUCUUGUACAUCAACAACUAUGUGCGUCCCAAUGAGAUGUGUAUGUUUCAAUCCUGGUAUUUAUCCGUGGAUUAUCACCUUUACAUCAUGGGACUCUUUGUCUUAUGGGCUUAUUGGCAUCUUCCAAGAAGACUGGGCUACCCGUUUCUCUGUGGUUUGAUCGCACUGGGCACUGCCAUUCCCUUCGUCAUCACCUAUGUUCAGGACCAGCAGCCAAUAUUCCUGGGAUUGCCUUUCAUGGUGGAAGCUAGGAGAGAUCCAUAUUUCGUCGGUCAUUAUGUUAAAUCACAUAUGAGAAUCGGUUCCUACAUGAUUGGCGUAUUGGCUGGGGCAAUUGUCCACGACCAUAAAAAUGCCACGUGGAGACUCCCCAAGGCUUGGUCACGAGUUCUUUUUAUUUUACUGGCCAUCGGAUUCCCUAUCAUCAGCCAGGCUCUGGCCGCCAAGUAUUUCGAUCCGAAUAGCGAGCUGCACCCAUUUGAGACGGCGGCCUACGCUGGCUUCCACAGAACAGCGUAUGCUCUUGGAAUAUGUUCGAUCGUUGUUCUGAUCACAAUUGGCGAUGGCUUGGACUUUCAUUACAACUUUAUGACACCACGCUGGGUUCCACCCCUUGCAAGACUCGCUUACUGUGCUUAUCUUCUCCACAAUAUUAAGCAAAUCUAUGACAUCGGUGCUACUAGAAGCCCCCGCGUAUUUUCCAUUAACAACUGCCUUUGGGAAUUCGUGUCAGACAUGGUCUACACUUUCGGUAUAUCCCUGCUGCUGUCGGUGGUUGUCGAAGGGCCGAUACGAAAGAUCGAAAAGUUUAUACUCACGAAACGACCAAGCAAAUGUCCCGCUGAAGGAUCAAAUUCCUACGGCAUCAAAAAGAUCAACUGAAAAUGACCCGAACGAAAUUAUGCGAAUUGUCUCCUUGUACAUUGUAUAAUAUAUGCAUAGGUAAACUCGUAGUCCGAACAUCGACGUUGUAGUACGAAUACUUGUAUACGAGUAUACCCUAGUUUGUGAUUUCGCAUCAUGUUAUUAUUAUACAUACAAUCGUUCAUCUCGAUUACCAUAGGAUUCAUAUAUUAUACAAAUGACACAAUGACAUACAAUUCUAGUGCUAUAUCCUGUAAUACAUGCGUACCCACAGGAUUUGGGGUUACCUAGAACGAGGAUGUGAUAUAAAAUUUCAUAAGCAAGUAAGUCGAUCGUAGUAAGCCAACACCGAGAAGGAUGAGUUAUAUAUCAACUAAAAUAAAUUUGUGGUAUGUACUUAACUUGCGCACGUGUAAUUACACACUGAUCGUAUUUAUAAUUGUUAUCAAAUACCAAACUGACGGGGUUUCUCUGGGUAAAUUUAUAAAAGUAGUAUGAGUAAAUUUCAGGAGAAGAAUAAAAACCGGAAGGAUACACCCGUAACCUGACACAUGCAAACUCACCAACGUUGCUAACUAAUGAAGAAGUUACACGGAUAUUUCUGCUUCAUUCUGAAAAAAAAAAUAAUAAAAUUGAAUUUAUAGAACAAACGGAGUUAACAGGAUUCAAAAAUCAGGUAUAUCUGCGGAUAUUUAGUUCUUUAAUUUUUUACGCACUGAUGUCGAUUUCCACGCAUAUUCACCGUAAGGAUGCGAAUUCCAAAUUUUCCACAUUAAUGGAGGGUUUACCUUGAAAGAGUACCUACAAAAAGUCCUGACCGUAGAAGCCUGCCAUUUUUUUACAAUGUUUUUCCGAUAGAACAUUAAACAAUGUGUAUUACAUGACGUAGGAAUUUUUAUUUGAAUAAAAUUUAUCAAAUUCUUAUCACAGUUCACUUUUAAUCCAUUGAAAGAAAAUAGUACAUUACGCAACAAGGGAAUAAUCGACUUUUAUUCACGUACUGCAGGACCCUUAUAGAACUUUAUUUCCGACUCAACUCUGGCUACAUUAUUGACUUGAUUAGUGGGACAUUUUUUGCAGUAUUGUGCGUAGAAUUCUUCUUCGAAUGGAUCAGUACCUACGCUGUUCUAUCGUACAGCACGCCUGCCAAGAAUUUAGGAAACCGUUUACCGUUUACGAAGACUUAUUUUUUCAACAAUCAACGUUUACUGUAUCAUGCUGAUUCUUCAUUAUCUGAUCGAUAAUUCCAAACUUAUUAUUCACGUAAGAUAAUGCAAAACUGUGGAUGUUGUACGUGACAGUUAACAACGCAACUUGCAAAUCUUUAUUUUACUAACGUCGUUUGCUUAUCUAAUAACCUUCGUUUGAUAAUUGUACCGCAGGUAUUUUUUCAGCUAGACCUCGACCGACGAUAGAAAAUCCCAUGCCUAGAGUGGCGCCUCUCCAUUGAAAUGGCAAUAGUUUUUUGGGUUCAAGAAGAACUUUCACCUGAACUCCCAGGCUUUCUGACACGAGGAAACUUCGACCUGUUGAUCUCGGUUGACUGACCAGAAUGAAAUCGUUAUCUGCCGAACUUGACUGCAAUUAUCACUGUAACGGUAAUUAUGGAACUAAUGGUGAAUUGUAAAAAAAAUGUAUCGUCUCAGAAUUUGUACUUAUAUAGGAUUGAACGUGACGAUUCGUGCUUGUACUUUCGAAGCACUUAUUUUUCUUCUUCCUCCAGCUGGCUAUCUUCUGAUGGGAAUGCGGAUGUGCUAAAUCUUAACACUUCGUGAUACACCAUCAAUUAUUCCGUCAUGGUUAUUUUCAAAGUUCUUUCAUCACGUCUACGAAUAGCACCUCUAUACACUCUGGACAAGGCAGAAGCAAAAUGUUUGUCAAAAAGUUACGACCAUCGACAUAUAACGGCGAGAGACAUUGAGAAUUUGUUUAAAGCCAUUUCUGGACAUACCUGAGUGCGUGAAAAUUUAGGAACUACGUCUGGAUACUCUAGAACGGUUGGAAGCAAGACAUUGUGUACAUUUUUACGACUACCUGAAACUGUUGGAAUAAAAAAUUAAGACGACAAGUCAAGUAUUUUCAUAGUAGUUUCAUAGUGAAUUUAUUUAAAUCUACGGGUUCACAAUAUCGACAUGCUGAAUUCAUUAUAUGCUUAAUAUCUAAUGUGCUAAAUAUAAUAUAGGUUCUUAGUUAUUUAUUACAUUGAUUGAUGAGACAUAUUUCAAAAGUGUUUACCGAGGCUCAACGAUAUCAAGUCUGGUUUUCUAAUUUGAAAAACCGCGUCAGCUAAUGGUAUGAGUAUAAAAAAGAAAAACGAUAAAAAGGAGAAAAAACAACUAUCAAUACUACUGUUUCACGCAAAGUUGUGUUAGGCAAUUAACAGAAUCAUUUCUUACCGUCGAUAAAGAUUUAGAUAUAUGUAUAUUUAUAUUUCUAUGCAUAUGCAUACGCAUACGAGUAUAAUGGAUAGAUAUUUAUAUAAAUAUAAUCAUGAUAUAGCUCGUCAAGAUCUGUGUAUAAUUCUCUCGCCUACGCUCUACACAAUCAACAGUCAGCGAAUAGAUUAUAAUCCGUAGUAUCAUUACUUGUAAUAAUAUGAGAAUACCAAUUAUUCAUACAUACAGCAAUGAUCAGCCGUCUAGUGAGGAUUAUAUUAACAUCUUGCGUGCUGCCCUCCGCUAAGCGUUAGAUCAAGUCUCUGAAUAAUGCGUUA